Messenger RNA from Odobenus rosmarus divergens (Pacific walrus), 3105 nucleotides. It is a transcript of the gene COG5, whose product is annotated as component of oligomeric golgi complex 5. Gene Ontology annotation, biological process: intra-Golgi vesicle-mediated transport. Gene Ontology annotation, cellular component: COG complex. Bases 1 to 2832 code for a protein of 943 amino acids. The record is from RefSeq and is a predicted model, not a curated record. The transcript has 24 exons. NCBI's taxonomy places the organism in Eukaryota, Metazoa, Chordata, Mammalia, Carnivora, Odobenidae.
AUGCAGCUGUGUUUGUGGAGUGCAAGCGAGGAUCCCAGAAACCUCCGCUUUCCUGUCCAGCCUCCACCGAGAGGCCCCUGUUCUCAGGUUAAAUACUUGCACAGAGAUAAGCGCUACGGCCAGGCUCCCGCGCCCACCUUCUCUUCAGCCGGGGGAACGACGUCAGCCCCAGUGGCGCGACAGGAGACGGCACAGGGCGCCAACGCCGCGGCCUCGGCUUCCCCCACGCGCCGGGCCGGCCGGGAGCCGCGGGCUGGGCGGAGCGGGCGGCGCCGGCAUUGUGCGUCACCACCUGGGAGGGGCGAACUGACCGCUGACGCCAUCACCCCGGCACCUGCCAACAUGGAAGGUGGUGACGGCGGCGUCGCUGUAGCUGGCCAAGGGGCUCUGGGUUCUGGGGCGGCGACAGCGACAGUCCGGGAGCUUCUGCAGGACGAGUGUUACAGUGAUUUUUUAAAUGAAGACUUUGAUGUAAAGACUUAUACUUCCCAGUCAAUUCAUCAGGCUGUAAUUGCUGAACAACUAGCAAAACUUGCCCAAGGAAUCAGUCAGUUGGAUAAAGAACUACACCUGCAGGUUGUUGCAAGACAUGAAGAUUUACUAGCACAAGCAACUGGGAUUGAGUCUUUGGAAGGUGUUCUUCAGAUGAUGCAGACAAGAAUUGGAGCUUUACAGGGAGCUGUUGAUAGGAUGAAAGCAAAAAUCGUGGAACCAUACAAUAAGAUAGUAGCCAGGACUGCACAACUCACAAGACUUCAGGUUGCCUGUGAUUUGCUUCGGAGAAUAAUUCGCAUCUUAUAUCUCACUAAGAGACUCCAAGGACAACUGCAAGGGGGGAGUAGAGAGAUAACAAAAGCUGCUCAGAGUCUUAAUGAACUUGAUUAUCUUUCUCAAGGAAUAGAUCUUUCUGGAAUAGAAGUAAUAGAAAAUGAUCUACUUUUCAUUGCAAGAGCUCGACUUGAAGUGGAAAAUCAAGCUAAGCGCCUACUGGAACAGGGUGUAGAGACGCAGAAUCCAACCCAAGUCGGAACAGCUCUUCAGGUUUUCCAUAAUCUUGGAACUUUGAAGGAUACGAUUACCAGUGUUGUGGAUGGAUAUUGUGCUACUUUAGAAGAACAUAUCAACAGUGCGUUAGACAUCAAAGUUCUGACUCAGCCUUCGCAGUCAGCUGUGAGAGGGGGACCUGGACGAUCUACUAUGCCAACCCCAGGAAACACUGCAGCUUUUCGUGCUUCCCUCUGGACCAAUAUGGAGAAACUUAUAGAUCAUAUUUGUACUGUUUGUGGACAGGUACAACAUCUACAAAAAAUAUUAGCCAAGAAGAGAGAUCCUGUUUCUCAUAUUUGUUUCAUUGAAGAAAUAGUUAAGGAUGGACAAUCUGAAAUUUUGUACACUUUUUGGAAUUCAGUUACUCAAGCACUUUCUUCUCAAUUUCGCAUGGCAACAGAUUCUUCUAUGUUUUUGAAACAGGCAUUCGAAGGAGAAUACCCUAAAUUAUUACGUCUUUAUAAUGACUUAUGGAAGCGUCUUCAACAAUACAGCCAAAAUAUUCAAGGAAAGUUUAAUGCAAGUGGAACUACAGACCUCUAUGUUGACCUACAACACAUGGAAGAUGAUACACAAGACAUAUUCAUACCAAAAAAGCCAGAUUAUGACCCAGAAAAGGCUUUGAAAGACUCACUGCAACCCUAUGAAGCUGCUUAUUUAUCAAAAUCUUUAUCUCGACUCUUUGAUCCUAUCAACUUGGUUUUUCCCCCUGGUGGUCGCAAUCCUCCUUCCGCGGAUGAACUUGAAGGUAUCAUUAAAACUAUAGCAAGUGAACUAAAUGUAGCUGCUGUAGAUGCAGACCUCACAUUAGCCGUGUCAAAAAAUGUGGCAAAGACCGUCCAGUUAUAUGGUGUAAAAUCGGAGCAGCUUCUCUCCACACAAGGAGAUGCAAGCCAGGUGAUUGGGCCUCUUACAGAGGGGCAGAGAAGAAACGUGGCAGUCGUGAAUUCACUGUAUAAGUUGUACCAAUCGGUAACAAAGGUGGUUUCCAGUCAGAGCUCAUUCCCACCAGCAGCUGAGCAAACUAUAAUCUCAGCCCUAAAGACAAUCCAUGCUCUUAUGGGAAGCGCUGUACAGCCCUUGCUGACUUCAGUGGGAGAUGCCAUAGAGGCCAUAAUCAUCACUAUGCAUCAAGAAGAUUUUUCUGGGUCACUAUCCAGCUCAGGAAAGCCUGAUGGUCCUUGUUCUCUGUACAUGAAGGAGCUUCAGGGUUUCAUUGCCAGAGUUAUGAGUGACUACUUUAAACACUUUGAAUGCUUGGAUUUUGUCUUUGACAACACUGAAGCUAUCGCCCAAAGAGCAAUUGAACUUUUUAUUCGCAAUGCCAGUCUCAUAAGACCUCUUGGUGAAGGUGGGAAAGUACGACUUGCUGCUGAUUUUGCUCAGAUGGAGUUGGCUGUGGGUCCAUUCUGCAGAAGAGUAUCUGAUUUAGGAAAGUCCUAUCGAAUGCUGAGGUCAUUCAGACCCUUGCUCUUCCAGACGAGCGAACAUGUGGCCAGUAGCCCCGCCCUGGGGGACAUUAUUCCCUUCAGCAUCAUUAUUCAGUUUUUGUUUACCAGAGCACCCGCUGAGCUGAAAUCCCCUUUUCAGAGGGCAGAAUGGUCCCACGCACGCUUCUCCCAGUGGCUAGAUGACCAUCCAUCUGAAAAGGACCGGCUCCUCCUCAUCAGGGGAGCUCUGGAAGCUUAUGUUCAAUCAGUGAGAAGUAGAGAAGGCAAAGAAUUUGCACCAGUUUAUCCCAUAAUGGUUCAACUGCUUCAGAAAGCCAUGUCUACUCUUCAGUAACAAUGUGAAGUAGUUCUCAAUCUCCCUUUUGCACGAACCCAGCUCAAGGUUGGCAGUUAACCUAAGAAACACAUACUCUAAAAACCAGCUACCAUCCACUAUUUUGAGAACGUAAUCAGCCUCUCUGUACUUCCUGUUGAUCUGCUUACCUCUUGAGCCCCUUCUCCCUUAAGUAAAAUGUCAGAAUAGAUUCAUCACUACCUUCAAACUCCGUGGACCUGAUUUUUCCAGAAAGAUACCCAACUCUUUUUUUCUUUCAGGACAUUUUUUUCU